This is a messenger RNA of Megalops cyprinoides (Indo-Pacific tarpon), 1961 nucleotides long. RefSeq names its product Xan_ur_permease domain-containing protein. Lineage: Eukaryota; Metazoa; Chordata; Actinopteri; Elopiformes; Megalopidae. Gene Ontology annotation, molecular function: transmembrane transporter activity. The transcript has 12 exons. Gene Ontology annotation, biological process: transmembrane transport. Gene Ontology annotation, cellular component: membrane. The record is from RefSeq and is a predicted model, not a curated record. Bases 1 to 1866 code for a protein of 621 amino acids.
AUGGCUCCUGAGAAGGAAAGCAAUGGACUGGACAACUAUGCCUUUUCUAUCGAGGGGUCAGAACACUUCUGCGAACUUCCUGAUGGGAAAGAUGGACAGGGACUGGUGCUAUCAGAGGUAGACCGAGGGAACAAACUGGCCUACUGCGUCACAGACGUCCCACCCUGGUACCUGUGCAUUAUCCUGGGCAUUCAGCACUGCCUGACAGCGUUUGGCGGGAUUAUCGCCAUCCCCCUCAUCCUGUCCCAGGGGCUGUGUCUGCAGCAUGACGGCCUGACCCAGAGUCACCUCAUCAGCACCAUCUUUUUCGUCUCGGGGAUGUGCACCCUGCUACAGGUCACCUUUGGGGUCAGAUUGCCCAUUCUUCAGGGGGGGACAUUUACCUUCCUGGCACCUUCUAUGGCUAUGCUGUCCAUGCCUGAGUGGAAGUGCCCGGCCUGGACUCAGAACGCCUCCCUGGUCAACACCUCCUCACCCGUCUUCAUCGAGGUCUGGCAGAGCCGCAUAAGAGAGCUCCAAGGCUCCAUCAUGGUGGCGUCCUGCUUCCAGGUCCUGGUGGGGUUCUCUGGCCUCAUUGGUCUGUUCAUGAAGUUCAUCGGCCCCCUGACCAUUGCGCCAACCAUCUCCCUGAUCGGCCUGUCCCUCUUUGACUCGGCUGGCAUGAACGCAGGGAACCACUGGGGCAUUGCGACCAUGACCACAGUCCUGAUUGUUGCCUUCUCCCAGUACCUCCGCCACAUCGCCGUCCCCGUCCCCUCCUACAGCAAGGCCAAGAAGUUCCACACCAACAGGAUGUACAUAUUUCAGAUUCUUCCUGUGCUCCUUGGCAUAACUCUAUCCUGGCUCAUCUGCUACCUCCUGACCAUCUAUGAUGUCCUGCCCUCAGACCCACAGCGGUAUGGCUACCUGGCUCGCACAGACCUGAAGGGGGACGUCAUGGGCCAGGCCCCCUGGUUCAGGUUCCCUUACCCAGGUCAGUGGGGCGUUCCAACUGUCAGCUUGGCGGGGGUGUUUGGGAUCCUGGCCGGUGUGAUCUCCUCCAUGGUGGAGUCCGUGGGUGACUACCAUGCCUGUGCAAGGCUGUCGGGGGCACCUCCGCCACCCAAGCACGCCAUCAACCGCGGCGUGGGCAUCGAGGGGAUUGGCUGCCUGCUGGCUGGGGCGUGGGGCACGGGAAACGGGACCACCUCCUACAGCGAGAAUGUGGGAGCCCUAGGGAUCACAAGGGUUGGCAGUCGAAUGGUGAUUGUGGCCAGUGGCUUCCUGAUGGUUGUCAUGGGCAUAUUCGGGAAAAUAGGAGCCAUUUUCACCACUAUACCUACACCCGUCAUCGGAGGAAUGUUCCUGGUCAUGUUUGGGGUCAUAUCCGCUGCUGGAGUCUCAAAUCUGCAGUAUGCAGACAUGAACUCGUCAAGGAACAUCUUCAUUUUUGGAUUCUCCAUGUUCUCCGGGCUGGUCAUUCCCAACUGGAUCAUCAAGAACCCAGGGUCCAUAGCAACAGGUGUGAUUGAGCUGGACCAGGUGCUCCUGGUGCUCCUGACCACAAGCAUGUUCGUGGGAGGUUUCUUCGGGUUCAUCCUUGACAACACCAUCCCAGGUUCCAAAACUGAGCGGGGCAUUGUGGCGUGGAAUGAGGCCCACCAUGAGGACUCGGGAGACACCCUGGAGAGCGACGAGGUGUACGACCUGCCCUUUGGCAUUGCUUCCCGCCUCUCCUCUUCCUCCUGGGUGAAGUACGUGCCGUUCUGCCCCACGGUCAGAGCCUCGUCGCGGCAGCGGCCCCCGGCGGCGCCGGCCUCAGCGAAGUCCAAGGACGAGGAGGCGAAGCCCGACCCUACACAGAUCACCAUGGGAGUGGCGCUAUGAGCACUGAGCUUCCCCUGUGUGGUGCGGCCUGACCUAAGGACUAGGCAGCUGUCGGUGACUUUCCCAAACUUCCCGUCCUGGUUUUCAAAAACAUG